Blepharisma stoltei is the source of this 3844-nucleotide messenger RNA. Lineage: Eukaryota; Ciliophora; Heterotrichea; Heterotrichida; Blepharismidae. The record is from the annotation of a GenBank genome assembly.
AUGACUUAUCUGAUGUCUGUUUUAUUUUGUUUAGUGGCAAGCCAAUACACUACUGUUCCAAUCCUGUAUAGUAAAUUUACCCCAGAACUAAUAAGAAACGCAUUUUCAAAAAAUUAUAAUUGCCUUGAAAUCAGCUCUCAGAAAUGUACUGCAGAAUCAGGUGUAUAUUAUGUUUUAUAUGAAGUAAAUAGUCAUGCUGAUAUAGAAGCAUUGAUCGCGGCUUUAGACUUUGCCUUUGCUUUUGAUGGUACAUUUUCGCUAAGUAUGGCAUCUCUUAUUAGCGAUUAUGCGAAAUCAUAUGAAUUCGUUCAUCUUGUGUAUGGUUACAAUCCAGAAAAAAGCCAAAAUUUUGUUCACUACUCUGAACCUUCUUAUAUUUCUAUCAGAGACACCGCCUUAUCGUUUAUUAAGUCCAGCGGAUGACAGAAAGCUGUUGCUCUUUUAGGCCAGGAAUUCCAAGGUAUGGAUUUUCAAGUAAAUAAUGAAAUAUACAUAUCCUUACAAUGCAUAGUCCCGAAUUUAAUUUCUUAUGACGCAAUCCUCCUGAUUUUUGCGAAACAAAUCAAACCACUUGGGGUCAAAAUCAUUAUUAUUGCUACAAAUGAAAACACAACAAUUCUAGUGCAAAGAGCAAUUGUUGAGGCGGAAAUGAAUAAAGCUGACUAUGCUUUUAUAUUUAUAAACCAUAGCGUUUGGACUGCAUAUUUAGAAGGAUCAAUAUUAAUCUCAGACGAUAAUUAUGUCGCUAGCAGUGAAGAAAACUAUUUGGAAUAUCUUAUAGAUAGCUUUUCCCUUUUAAUAAAAUCUUUGAUGUAUGUUAACAAAAUUCAAGGAGCUUUUUCAGGCUGUGCAAUCAAUAAUUAUAUGAAUAAUGUUGUAAAGAAAAACUCUAACUCCCCCCCCCCCCCCCUCGUGAGCGAACAAAACCAUUAGAAAAAAUCGCCAUUUUUUGACCAAAAACCCACCCUCCGUGAGUGAACAAAAAUUUUUUUAAUACAAAAAAUUUUAAUGGAAAAAAAUUUUGAUAUAUAAGUGAUAAUUAGUAUAAUGAAAUCUAGAGCUAAUUCUGUUUAAUUUUAAAAAAAUUGCGUUUUUUAAAAAAACAUAAAUUUUGCAAAUUAAAUUAAUAUUUGCUUCCCAAUUUUUGCAAAUUAGGAUUUUUUUAAAUUUCGAAAAAAUAUAUUUUUUAUAAAAUUUAUAUAUAAAUUUUUUUAAAAAAAAAAUUAACCCCCCUCCGUGAGUGAACAAAAUUUUUUUGUUCGCUCACGGAGGGGGGGGGGGGAGUAAGUCUUAUCUGUACAACAUUAAAAACAGUAAAAAAGUUCUUUGUGGGUAUAUGAACGGAAACAGCGUGCAAGUGAAUUUGCCAUUUAUUUUUCCUGGAAAUUCAAUGACUGCUCCAGAUAAUACAAAAAUAAAAAUCCCUAUUAGUGCUUAUGGAGGAGCGUCAAAUCCAGAUGGCACUUAUUAUGUAGAAAAUGCAUUAUCAUUAACGGGAGCUAUAUAUGCUGUAUAUGAUAUUAAUGAAAAACAUGAAAUACUAUCGAAUUUUGAGCUUUCGAUCCUGAAUAUUUCAAAUUGUGGAGCAUCUAUCUUCGAGUAUGACUAUUGCUAUGACUGUUUGAAAGCCCAGUCAGAAAAUAUUGGCUAUUUUCAUCUGACUGAUUUGAAGACUGUAAUAACUCAAGGUACAAUAGAAAUUUUUCGAAGCUUAAAUUUAUCAACCCCUGUUUUAGGUAUCCAAACAGCAGCUUCUAUGAGUAAUCUAACCUAUUACCCUCAGUACGCACGAGUUUCCUAUCCUAAUACAGUUUCUGGGUCAUAUAUUGCUUGGAUGCUAUACUCCUUAGGCAUUACAAAAGUCUCACUUUUAUGCACAAAUGCUACAUGAGGCACAGAUUUCAAAGAGCAGUUCGAAAGCCAGAGCAAACAAUUCAACAUGAAAAUUCUAAACCUAAAAAGGCUGGUUCCUCUUGGCUACAACGGAAUUGAUAAAUCAUUUAUCCAAGAAAUCAUAGACGUGAAGUCAAGGUAUCUUGUGAUGGAAGUUAUCUCUCCUGACUAUCUCAGUGUAAUUGAAGCUUUUUAUGAUGUAGGAGUUAGAAAAGGAGAUCUAUAUUUAUAUCUUGCAGAUUUAGUAAUUGAUUUUUCACAUCUAAAUGAGACUGAAAUUGGAACAGAGGUAUAUAUAAAGCGAAAAGAACUAAUGAAUGGACUGUUAUAUUUCGAAGUCCUUACCUAUUAUGGCUCUGUUGGAGAAAGACUGAAGACCAAGCUAUUUCAAACCUAUGGAGCUGCUUCAGACAUAAUGUGCUUAUAUUAUGACGCGACUUAUUUAGGAGCUAAUGCUUUGGAUACCUUAAUUUCAUUAGGAAUUAAUCUAAAUAGUUCAAUGAUUUCAAAAACAAUAAGAAAUAUCAAGUUCACAGGGUGUUCCGGGAAGGUCCAAAUCGAUAAAUAUGGAAAUGAUAGAUCCUCCAUAGUAUUUGGCAUUUAUAACUUAGUCCAAGUAAAUUCUUCAUGAACAAUGAGAUUAUGUGGGAUUUAUGACCCUUAUAAUGUUGCUAUAUAUCAAAUUAUUUAUUCUUUUUCAUGGUUCUAUGAAAAUAAUGGAAUUUUGCCAAGUGAUAUUGUUGGGGCAGAUUUUAACUGUCCAUUCAAGCAGAGAGAAAGCAAAUCGUUUCUAUAUGGCUAUUUGCUGUUGGCUGGAAUUGGAACAUUUCCACUAAUUUUUGGAACCUUUUUAGCAAUAAAGUAUUUUAAUUUUAUAUUUAUGAGAGAUUUUCCUAUGCUUGACUCAGAACAAGAAGAAACCCUUCUCGAUACAUGAAUUUAUAUCUCGAUGAUAAUAGAAGGCUUACAGUAUAUAGCAAUCGGACCAGAUUUUACUGGGCUGUUGCCUGAUUUCUCCGAAUUUAUUAAGUUUUCUAUUUUUGAUAUCAGAGGCUCAACAAAAGAUUUUUGAGAUCAGAUAUUGCUUAUAUAUAUAAUAGCCGCGAUAUGGGUAAUUUUACUAAUCCAAAGAAUUUUCAAUAUUCGAGAGAAGUGUAAGAUUUUAUCAAUUUCUGCAAUAGAUGAGCUAGAAAAAUACUGCCUGCCUACCAUUGGAGACCUUUUAUUUAUACCUUUUGUUAAUUUUUUGCUUAUGACUUUCCAGUGCACAAACAGCAUUGGGGAUGAGCUUAAGGACAGCUAUCAUAAUCAAGACUGCAAUGUUUUUUGUUGGCGAGAGACGCAUCUUAAAUAUGCGGUCAGUUCUUCUAUCAUUCUAUUAUUAUAUUUGCCAGCUAGCUUAUACUUUCGCCCUAUGUGAAAAGAUGAAACUGAAGAUUUAGUAUUUCAUAUUAGAGAGCAGCCAUUUCACUCAGUUAUAAAGAGUUUUUGACAGAUUCUCUUGAUUGAAUUGCAUAUUAUUUUAUUGCCGGCAUCAGAAAUAAGCUACAACAUAUGCUGUUUUGUAAUAAUAUCCUUAUUUGCAGGCUUAUGAUUUAUUAAAAAGCCUUAUAAUUAUCAUCGUGCAUCAAUGUGAUACUUGAUUUGCUUGACAGACUGCCUCUGACUUUGAAUAUGCCAAAUCUUUUCUCAGCUAGAUAUAACUGCUGCUCAGUGUCUUUUAGCGUUUGGCUGAGUAUUCUCUGUGGUAGCUGGAAUUUGUCUCCAGAAGAAAUAUCUCCCAUCACUUUUAGUUCGCCCAAAAGGCCAAGAUAUUCACAAAUUGUUUAAAUUUCAAUUAUCCCGGAGAACUCCAUCUCAAGCUGGAAUUGAUAAUUCAGUAAAAUACAAAUAUGUAGAAGGAGUUCAAAAAGAAGAUCUGAAAAGCAGCGAUUAUUCUUAUUUAGAGUAG